AUGUUCCUACGGGUUUCGUCAGCAGUUUCAGGCAGCGACGAUAGAGGUGACACGACGAGGGCGCGGCUGCUUUUCGAGGGCUGCAAGACCACCACCACGGAAGUCAUAUUUAGUGGGAAAUGGGCAGACGUCCUCAACUUCGUUCGUCAAGAAGAUGUCAUCACAUUCGCAUACAGGGACACAAGUGCAGGUGAAAGUGAUGGAUCGCAUCCCUUGGUUCGUGUGGGUGAUCCGGAGAAAGACCUGGACGUGGUUGUUCAUCGCCUCUUUCCUGAGAAGAGGGUAGUCAUGUUCACACAUGCUGCUGGAGGUGAAGUGCAGAGCCUGACGCAGCACGGAGCAGAACAGUUCUAUCCUGUUUGGACACCGUCUAGCAUACCGUUUCAGGAUGCCACAGCGCAUACAACAGAUCACUCGAAGGGAACGGAUUCCCGUGAAAGACAGACAGUGAAUCCCGUGUGUGCGUCAAGAGAGUUCAGACCCGCGUCCCGGCAGGACCUUGCAGCACCGGCAAGCGAGGCCACCACAGAAUCCGGCGGCGUGUCCAGGAGAUCGACACUCAGGCAAGAACCUGAACCGUUUUUUGAUAUUUCUUGGGUUGAGUCCAGCAGCAUCGACGGUUCUGUACUAUCGUUAGCAGCAGAUCGUUCUUGCGUGCCCGCCGACGAUGGUCCCGGACAACGAGCAUUGAAUGAGUCGCAGUCCAAGGAGGCUCGUGCGAAGGCCUACGCACAGUCCGUGGAGUCCGACGUCCUAUCAGAUGUUCUGAACCCUGAGAUUCUCAAGUUUUGCGCAGAUGUGGAACAGGGGACUCCAUCGGUGCGUUUCCACCCCAGUGCCUCGUGGGAAGCCUCAGCGUCAGCUCCGCCUACCGACGGGGGGACGCGUCGCGUCUCCAAAAGCUCGGAGCCUGGGCUACAGGGGGAGAGCCGAGCGGAAAGCGUCAUUUCGUCGUCAUAUGGUAGACUUUGGGAAGGCGGCGACCUCCGGAAUGCGUACCUAAGGCCAGUUCGAAGCCGGUCGGGAGUCCAGCUUUCGAAAGAAGCGAACCUGCGUCCUCCGUCCGCUCGCGCUGGAUGCCCUACGCAGAUGCUGCUAUCUGCGGAGGGGGGUUGGGAUGGUCCGACGGACAGGCACCCGGUUGCAGGUGGCGGGCCUGUUGAUCCACGGCGUCGAAUGCAGAACGCGAGGCUUUCGCCGCCCUAUACGGAUUGCCAGCCUAGUACGCCGGUACACCAGCAGGAUAUACCGACUGGACGAGGCCGACGUCACCCAGCAAAUGUCCUAUGCACGGAUCCCGCGCAACCACUUCCACCCGAUACCCCUGCAUCAGCUGGUCCAGAAUUUUCUUAUAGCUUCCCAGGGAAGGCCAGGGCACUCUUCUACCCCGAAAUCUAUCCGGAUCGGGUGGAGGUGACAGACGAGUUCCCAGAUCUCGCCGGCCCGACACAUGUCGGCAUGCCUUUCCCGAGUGCCCCUCCACAGAUGACCCUCUCGCCGACGGCGCUUUCAAUGACCUGGGCGCGCUCAAAUGCAGUUUUAGAGGCGCCGGUACGCCACUCGCUGGUGUGGCCGGUUGCCGCUCAGGGCCUGAGUACCCCGCUAGCCGCGACGCCGUUGCAUGGGCCUAUAUACCCAGUGGUGUCGCAUCCGCAGUCUCGCAGCCAACUGCGGCCGUACCACAGUUACAGCAUGUUUCAGCCCGCGGUCGCGCGGCCGAACGUGUAUCAGUCCGCAAGGCUGCGCCCUGUCAACGAUAUGCACGAUAUCCUGACGUCAUGA
Messenger RNA from Besnoitia besnoiti, 1782 nucleotides. RefSeq lists its product as uncharacterized. Lineage: Eukaryota; Apicomplexa; Conoidasida; Eucoccidiorida; Sarcocystidae. The record is from RefSeq and is a predicted model, not a curated record. Bases 1 to 1782 code for a protein of 593 amino acids. The transcript has 2 exons.